Molecule: messenger RNA, 1035 nt
Organism: Belonocnema kinseyi
Lineage: Eukaryota; Metazoa; Arthropoda; Insecta; Hymenoptera; Cynipidae
Exons: 3
Coding region: 212-541 (109 amino acids)
Source: RefSeq, a predicted model, not a curated record
GAACUGUUCUCGUCACUUUUCCCGAUAUAAGUAUGAUACGUGUGGAAAAAUGUUUUUGCGUAAGUUCACAUUAAAAAGAUAUUUAAAAAAUCACCAUCAAAACGGGAGUGAACAUUCGUACACCAAUAGCUCUCAGAACUCUUCAAGAUUACUGUGCCCUGAUGAAAAAAAUUUUCAAUAAAUCAACAAAAUCUCCGCCCAUGGCUGGCGUAUGCGCCGACACGCGGUCCUAUUGACAACACCGCCGUGCGGGCAACUGAGUUGCGCAAUGUACGCGCCAUUGCUGUCUGUAUCGUGUGCCCAACGUGCCAGCCGCGUGCAAGCUCAAUUUGCCGGCUAUGUGCAAGCCCGAAUUGCUGCCAAUAUUUUGAUUUUAAAAGACAAUUUGAGAUUUUUUACUCAAAAAAUUUGUCAACUUACGUUGUUUUACAUUACCACCUACGGAAAGGAAGGCUGGAAGAAAUACGGGAUUCACUGUCUGAUGCUUGCGAAUCGUUUUGAAAAGGAAGAUUUAAACGGGGAACUUCAUCUUCUGAAGUAGAAUCAGAAUCAUAAAAAUGCUGCUGAGAGUCUUUUCUUUCCCCUCGAGAAGCGCAUAAACGUCUUCACUUUUGACUCUGAGAGAGAGAGAGUGGCAAACUUUUUCUUUUUCCCAUUGUCCAUAAUUUCUCUACUGUGCCCUUAUUUCUUUCAAAGUCCUCACUCUGACAAGUUAAAAGAACACCAAUUAAUAAAAUUUACGAGGACUAUUAACUUAACUUAAAGCUUAACUUAUAUUUAGGUUUAUAAGUAGGUACCAGAGUGUGAUAGACAAAUUGAAAGGUUGCAGUACGAACUAAUUAACCAACAAAAUCGGAAUUUUCCAGGACACAGAAUUAACAUUGUGUAAAAUGGAAAUCAACAUUAAAAGGAAAAACAAAAGUCCAUUUCCGAGCUGAAAUGUUCCUAAAUUCAGACUAAAAAUGUAUGAUUGACAAAUAGUAUCCAUUUCCGAGAAAUAUAAUGUAUCUUGUCAGAGAGUGAAUUAUAAUAGUC